This is a messenger RNA of Thermothelomyces thermophilus ATCC 42464, 2377 nucleotides long. Its product is annotated as glycoside hydrolase family 13 protein. The record is from RefSeq and is a predicted model, not a curated record. Gene Ontology annotation, molecular function: alpha-amylase activity. The transcript has a single exon. Gene Ontology annotation, biological process: oligosaccharide catabolic process. Lineage: Eukaryota; Fungi; Ascomycota; Sordariomycetes; Sordariales; Chaetomiaceae. Bases 242 to 2089 code for a protein of 615 amino acids.
AUGGGGGCUGGGUUUUUCUCCCUUGUGCCUCGGGAAUACGAUAUCAAGCUCCUCCCUCUCUGUCAUCCUCGUGGGAUAUUUGGUCCCCCGCCCCAAAACGAUCUCGCCGUCCCCCCCAAGCCGCUCGCCUCUUCCCUACUUCCCUAUUAGCAUUAUUAGGCCACGCUCAGCUUGAAACCAUUAUCGAGUUGUUGAGCUUGUCCCGCCCGGAUCAGACUCGACCAAACCUAAGAAGCAUACGAUGGGGUCCAAUCUCAUUCACCACCCGGACGGCUGGGUCGGGACAACGCCGUGGUGGAAAGACGCGGUCUUCUACCAGGUGUACCCGGCCAGCUUCAAGGACUCCAACGGCGACGGCUGGGGCGACAUACCGGGACUCAUCUCCAAGAUCGACUACCUCCAUCGGCUGGGGGUGGACGUGGUCUGGCUGUCACCCAUGUUCGAGAGCCCGCAACAGGACAUGGGGUACGACAUCUCGGACUACCAGGCCGUCCAUCAGCGGUACGGGACGCUGGAGGAUGUCGACCGGCUGAUCGAGGCCUGCCACAGCCGCGGCAUGAAGCUGAUUCUCGACCUGGUGGUCAACCACACGUCGGACCAGCACCCCUGGUUCAAGGAGUCGCGGUCGUCCAAGACCAGCCCGAAGCGUGACUGGUACAUCUGGAAGCCGCCGCGGUACGACGGCGAGGGCAACCGGAUCCCGCCGACCAACUGGCGCGGCUACUUUGCCGGCCCGACCUGGACGUGGGACGAGGGGACGCAGGAGUACUACCUGAACCUGUACGGGCCCUUCCAGCCGGACCUGAACUGGGAGAACCCGGAGUGCCGGGCGGCCGUGUACGACGAGGCCAUGCGCUUCUGGCUGGACCGGGGCGUGGACGGGUUCCGGAUCGACACGGUCAACAAGUACUCGAAGCGGACUGACUUCCCGGACGCGCCCGUGACCUGCCCCGGGGUGGCGCACCAGCCGGCGCCCGAGAUGUGGUGCAACGGCCCGCGCAUCCACGAGUUCAUCCGCGAGAUGCGGACGCGGGUGCUGGCGCCGUACGGGGCCGUCUCGGUGGGCGAGCUGUCCAACACGCCGCGGCCGGAGCAGGUGCUGCCGUACGUGUCGGCGGCGGCGGGCGAGCUCGACAUGGCGUUCGAGUUCAGCACGAUCCGGCUCGGCACCGGCGACCUGUUCCACGGCAAGUACAUCUACCGGCCCUUCCCCCUGUCGGCGCUCAAGCGGCUGGUCGAGACGUGGCAGACCUUCACCGAGGGGACGGACGGCUGGCACACCGUCUUCUGCGAGAACCACGACAACGGCCGGGCCGUGUCCCGGUUCGGCGACGACAGCACGCCGGAGCUGUGGGAGGCCAGCGCCAAGACGAUCGCGCUGUGGCAGGCCACGUCGACGGGGACCCUGUUCCUCUACCAGGGGCAGGAGAUCGGGAUGCGGAACAUGCCGGCGAGCUGGGGCAUCGAGGAGUACAAGGACGUCGAGAGCGUCGGCUUCUACAACGAGGCCGUCGCCACGGGGGACCAGGACCGCGUCCGGGCCACGCUGCACGGCCUGGGCAUCCUGGCCCGGGACCACUCGCGCAUCCCGUUCCAGUGGGACGACUCGCCGAACGCCGGCUUCACCGACGAGGGCGUCACGCCCUGGAUGCGCGUGCACGACCAGUACCGCGAGCUGAACGCGGCCAAGCAGGCGGCCGACCCGGAAUCCGUCCUGGGGUUCUACACCAGGAUCCUGAAGCUCCGCAAACAAUACCGCGACCUGUUCACGCACGGGAGAUUCAGGCUCCUCGCCCCCGACGACGAGGCCCUCUUCAUGUACGUCAAGGAAGGCGGCGCGGACGGGGACGGGGACGGGGACGACGACAAGAAGAGGAGGAAGGCGCUGGUGGUCAUGAACUUCAGCAGCUCCGUCCAGCAAUGUCCCGACAUCAGCGGCGCUCUGGGUUGCCGCGAGGGAGAGGCGAGCCUGCUGCUGAGCACCGUCCGGUCCGGGAAGUCGGCGGCUUCCGACGGGCUCGGGCCCGGCCUCCGAGGCAGCGAGCUGAGCCCUUGGGAAGGAAGGGUGUAUCUGAACUUUAAGCCGUGACUUGCCGCUGUGCAGUAGGCUCCUGCCUAAUUACACUUCAUGAGGUGUGCACAGUUCAUGAGGUGCCUGGUAAGUUGAGGGAUGAAGUUUAAUGGGAAAGGAACGGGGAAGGAAUUUUCCGUGCCAAUUCAUUCAGACACUACGACUAAUGCUUUACGCGCAACAUGUUGUUGUUGUUGUGGUGGUGGUGGUGGUGGUGUGCAGGUAUAGUGUAGAAACGUCAAUCGGUUUCCAUGCCAGGCACGCCACAGAUGUGAAACGGUGGAUUAAUUUUAUUUUUUUGUCGUG